Molecule: messenger RNA, 576 nt
Organism: Microthlaspi erraticum
Lineage: Eukaryota; Viridiplantae; Streptophyta; Magnoliopsida; Brassicales; Brassicaceae
Source: the annotation of a GenBank genome assembly
AUGUUAUUGAACAUUGGUGGGGUUGUAACAGCGUUGGCCGUGCUUGGAGGCCUACUAUGGUUGGCUUUUUUCACUUCUCCGACUGAAAACCCGAAAAAGCGUCUCUCGUUGCUAAUCCUGAUUUUGGUCCUUCAAGGAGCUUCUGAUGGUUUCAUUGUCCAUUUUUUGUUUGGUUACGAUGAUGGAAGGAUCCUCAUCGUUUUCUUUGUGGGAGCGGCACUUCCAUUCGUGUGUUUCUUGGCAGCAGCAAAUUUUGCAAGGAGAAGAGAGCAUAUCUACUUUGGCGGCUCGGCUUCUUCUAUGCUGGCAGUAAUUAUGUGGCUGCUUUUGGCCUCUUUGUUCUACGGAAAAUCAUUCUGUGGGAAAGAGCAAUUGGUUCCAUUCUUGGCGUUUGUAGUAGCCCUUGUGGUGGAGUCAGAGAACAUUAUAGAUAGAGCAAUCCAUGGUGACUUGGAUGUUGUGAAGCAAUCUGCCCUCUUCUGCCUUGCAGCGUUUUGUCAUCUUAUUUGCAUCAUGGUAGCGACCGCUGCUAGUAUGAAGCACUACAGGGAGAAGAAAAAGCAAUCAAGGAACUGA